Staurois parvus is the source of this 765-nucleotide messenger RNA. Lineage: Eukaryota; Metazoa; Chordata; Amphibia; Anura; Ranidae. The record is from the annotation of a GenBank genome assembly.
AUGUUUUGUUUCUGUUUUCUAGAGGAAAUAAAAGACCCAAGCAAGAAUAUUCCUCGCAGUGUAGUAGCAGCCGUAUGUGCCGUGAUUGCCUUUUACUUACUGGUGAACAUUUCAUACCUCACUGUCCUGACACCUAAUGAGCUUAUAUCCUCAGCUGCUGUCUCAAUUACCUGGGCUGAUAGAAUGAUCCCAUCAUGGUCCUGGAUUAUGCCUGUCUCAGUGGCCUUCUCCAUAUUCGGUUCUCUCAAUGGUUGCAUGUUUAUGCUCGGGAGGUUAAAUUAUGCCGGCAGCAAAGAAGGACAUUUGCCGUCACUCGUCUCCAUGCUCCAUGUCCGUUACUUGACUCCAGCUCCAGCGAUGAUUAUCUCCACACUGAUAGGAUGCAUAUUUGUCAUACCUUCCGACCUCCUCUCAUUAACCAAUUACUUCAGCUUUUGCUCGAGGCUCCUGAUUGGACUAACUUGUACUAGCCUGAUUGUUCUUCGCUUCAAGGAGCCCAACCUGGAGCGCCCAUACAAGGUCUUUCUUCCUCUUGCCUUUAUUGUUGUUGGAGUGUCGGCUUUUCUGGUCCUGGCUCCCAUCGUACAGAAUCCAAAAGUGCAGUAUUUUUAUGUUUUGCUGUUUAUGUUCAGCAGCAUCAUUGUCUAUAUUCCCUUUGUCCAUUUCAAACUGAAAAUCCCAUACAUUGAUAAAAUUACUUGCUAUCUACAGUUACUGCUUGAGGUUUCCCCAACUGAUAUCUUUGAAGAUUCCAAAAUGAAAUAA